AUCCGUAACAAUGGCCAAUAUUCAUUGCUUUUCCCACUUCUAUUUGUGUUCUCUUUCUUUUUCCCAUCCACCAAUGGUUAUUCUAAGGCAGCCAUAAAAUCUUGGUGCAUCCAAACACCUCAUCCACAGCCUUGCGAGUACUUCUUGUCACAAAAUCCCAAAUAUUUAACUCCCAUCAACAAAAAAUCCGAUUUUCUAAAAGUGUCACUAGAAUUGGCCCUAGACCGUGCGUUACGUGCCCAAACGAACUCAUAUUCACUAGGUUCAAAAUGCCGUAACGAGCGCGAAAAAUCGGCAUGGGCCGAUUGUAUUGAACUCUAUGAACACACAAUCCAAAAAAUCAAAACAACAGUUGAUCCAAAAGCUAAAUGCACAGCUGCUGAUGCUCAAACAUGGCUAAGUACAGCCUUGACAGAUCUCGAAACAUGUAGAGCCGGUUUCGAAGAACUCGGGGUCACGGAUUAUGUGAUGCCUUUGAUGUCAAAUAAUGUAACAGCUUUAAUUAGUAACACUUUGUCUUUGAACCAUGGUUACUAUACCGAGCCUACUGCGACUCAAGUAGAUGGAUUUCCAACAUGGGUUGCGCCUGGCGAUAGGAAACUUUUGCAAUCACCAUCACCAGCUUCUCAGGCGAAUAUAGUGGUGGCUAAAGAUGGUUCAGGGAAUUUCAAGACCGUGAAAGAAGCUGUUGCUGCUGCAGGCCAGAGGAAAGGAAGUGGAAGAUUUGUGAUAUAUGUGAAGGCAGGGAUUUACAGUGAAAAUGUGGAGAUAGGAUCAAAGGUGAAGAAUGUAAUGUUGAUUGGAGAUGGCAUGGGAAAGACAAUUAUCACAGGAAGCAAAAGUGUUGGAGGAGGAUCCACCACCUUUAAAUCAGCCACAGUUGCUGUUGUCGGUGAUGGAUUUAUUGCUCGAGGCAUAACAUUUAGGAACACUGCUGGGCCCCAAAACCAACAAGCAGUAGCCCUUCGAUCUGGCUCUGAUCUUUCAGUAUUCUACCAAUGUAGCUUUGAAGGGUACCAAGACACUCUUUACGUCCACUCUGAUAGGCAAUUUUACAGCAAAUGCGAUAUUUAUGGUACAGUCGAUUUCAUAGUUGGUAACGCAGCCGUUGUGUUGCAAAAUUGCAACAUUUUCGCUAGAGACCCUCCGAACAAGACCAACACUGUUACAGCACAAGGCCGAACUGACCCCAACCAAAACACUGGAAUUUCAAUUCACAAUUGUAGAAUCACAGCAGCUUCUGAUUUAAAGGCUUCUAAAAACUCAGUGAAGACCUAUUUAGGAAGGCCAUGGAGACAAUAUUCAAGAACUGUUGUGAUAAAAACAUUUCUUGAUGGAUUGAUGAAUCCAGAAGGAUGGAUGCCAUGGAGCGGUAACUUCGCGCUGAGCACAUUGUACUAUGGAGAGUACUUGAACACGGGUCCGGGUUCAUCGACUGCAAAUCGGGUUAAAUGGGGCGGUUAUCGGGUUAUUACUAGUGCUGCCGAGGCAUCUAAAUUCACCCCUGCUAAUUUCAUUGCCGGAAAUUCUUGGUUGCCAGCCACCAACGUGCCAUUCUCUUCUGGUCUUUGAUUUGAUUUUUAUUUUAUAUCUCUUUGUUGUGUACUUUCAUAUAUACUGAUUUGAAUUGUCAAUUUAUAAGUAGCAUGAACAUAAUAAUUGUUGCUCAAAAUGAAACGUGUAAUUGAGCAACUGAUUUGUAUUUGUUGUA
This is a messenger RNA of Lycium ferocissimum, 1711 nucleotides long. Its product is annotated as pectinesterase 2-like. The transcript is spliced from 2 exons. NCBI's taxonomy places the organism in Eukaryota, Viridiplantae, Streptophyta, Magnoliopsida, Solanales, Solanaceae. Gene Ontology annotation, biological process: cell wall modification. Gene Ontology annotation, molecular function: pectinesterase inhibitor activity; pectinesterase activity. The annotation marks the transcript as partial. The record is from RefSeq and is a predicted model, not a curated record.